AUGGAGCUCAACAGGGCGGAUGAAAACCCGUUGGUCCCUCCUUGCAACAUCCCUCCUGCUUCGUGUCCCCUCAGUCUUCCCUUCCUCAGCCUUUCCUUUGCCACCCAUUCCUCCUCCCCAGCGCCCUAUGAGCAGCUGAGCCCGGGGGGCGGGGGAGGGGACCCACGCCGCCGGCGAGCGGGAGGGGCGGGGCGAGGCGGCGGGGCCCCUCCCCACUGUGGCCUGGCGCGCGCGGGCCUCGUCUGCCUUGUGCCUGGGCCUAGCCGGCCGCGCUUCAGCACCCUCAGAGCCGAACAGCGCCUGCUGCACCUAGCUGACCGCCGCGGUCGCAGUCGUGAGUCCUGCCGCCGCCGCCCUCAUCUCCUUCCCCGGGGCCCCGCGGAGCUGGAACUGGCGUUAGAGGAGCUGGCGUUGCUGGCGGCCGGGGAACGGCCGUCUGACCCGGGGGAGCAUCCUCAGGACAGGCCCGGGCCUCUAGCCGAGGUGGCCGGACUGCAGCCGCCGCCGCCGCCCGCCCAGGAUCCCGAGCUGCUGUCGGUGAUCCGGCAGAAGGAUCUUGUGUUGGCGGCCCUAGUGGGCAAGGCACUGCUCGAGAGGAACCAGAACAUGAGCCGGCAGUACGAGCAGAUGCACAAGGAGCUGACAGAUAAGCUGGAGAUGAGGACGUCCCUCCGGGGAUGGGUGGAGGGCGGGAAAGGGACAGGUACCGGCCUGCCAGCCCAUGGUAGCUUCGGAAGCCACUCACCUACCUCACCCCACCUCACCCCUUCGUUGCUCAUCCUACCUCGCAGAAAACCGCCUGGAAGGGAGGUGGAAUGGGGGUUAUGGAUUAUCAGACGAGGUCAUUCAUGGAACCCACCUAACUUUCCCACCCUGCUCAGCAAAUGAGUCCAUGCAGGGCUCCAACCGCCGUGGGCCGUUCUCUAUAGCAACUGGAACAAGAGAAACGUGAAGUAAGACGAUUUGAGAACCAAGAAGGGGAGUGGGAAGGAUGCGAAGCUGAGCUGGAGAAUGAUGUGAAAGAGCUUCAGGAUGAGUUGGAGAGGCAGCAAGUUCAUCUAUGGGAAGUAGAUGGAGAACAAACACAGGCUGUCCAGGAAUUAUCAGAACAGAACCAAAGGUU
Lagenorhynchus albirostris (white-beaked dolphin) is the source of this 1123-nucleotide messenger RNA. RefSeq lists its product as uncharacterized. NCBI's taxonomy places the organism in Eukaryota, Metazoa, Chordata, Mammalia, Artiodactyla, Delphinidae. Gene Ontology annotation, biological process: Golgi to secretory granule transport; vesicle transport along microtubule. The record is from RefSeq and is a predicted model, not a curated record. The coding region runs from base 1 to 888 and encodes 295 amino acids. The transcript has 2 exons.